Limanda limanda (common dab) is the source of this 1083-nucleotide messenger RNA. RefSeq names its product V-set and immunoglobulin domain containing 8b (gene vsig8b). The record is from RefSeq and is a predicted model, not a curated record. Lineage: Eukaryota; Metazoa; Chordata; Actinopteri; Pleuronectiformes; Pleuronectidae. The transcript has 7 exons. Gene Ontology annotation, cellular component: membrane. The coding region runs from base 1 to 1083 and encodes 360 amino acids.
AUGGAGCCUGUAUUCACAAGUAUGAGACUAAAGGUGGCCGUGCUGUGGAUUCUAACAACUCUGCUGAAGACAAAUGUGAUCGAGGCGCUGGACAUAACAUCCUCAGGGCCACAAACCAUUCAUCAGCCCAUGGGGGCGACAGUCACCCUGGGGUGCACCUUCACCCCCAGCUCCAGAGACACUGGUGACCUGGACAUAGAGUGGUCCGACCUCAGCCCGGACAUGACACAGAAAGACCGACUGUUGAUGUCCUAUACAGGGGGUCAGUCGCACUACUACGGGGACCCCGGCCGCUCCAAAAGGAUCCACUUCAUAGGGGACCCCAAGAUGGGGGACGCCUCCGUCUCCAUCUCAAGCGUGUUGCCCUCAGACGCAGGCACCUACCAGUGUAAAGUGAAGAAGGCGCCGGGUGUCGACACACGGAAAGUCACUCUGGUGGUAAUGGUUCCCCCCUCAGUGCCAAAGUGUUGGGUUGAUGGCGGAGAGGAGAAAGGGGGUCCUGUCUCCCUCCGCUGUGAAUCGUCUCAAGGAUCCACUCCUCUCACUUACACGUGGACGAGAGAGAGCGGGGGUGCAAUACCAGUGGAUGCAACCCACAACCUGCAGUCUGGGGAGCUGUUGAUAAGGAACCACACAGACAACAACGUUGGAAGUUAUGUGUGUGAGGUGAAAAACGCUGUGGGCAAAGAGCAGUGUAAAUACGAGCUGCACGCAUACAACCCAACCAAUAAGGCGGGUGUGAUAGCCGGGGCGGUGAUCGGGGCUCUGCUGCUGCUGCUGCUCCUGCUGUUCCUCAUCUGGCUCCUGAUCUGCUGCUGCCACAAGCGUCGCUAUGAGAAGGAGGUCGCCAAUGAAAUAAGGGAGGACGUCCAGGCCCCAGACAGCCGACCCACCAGCAGGAACUCCAGCCUUCGCUCGGUCAUGGGGUACCGCACUCACCCCGGGGUGGUCUACAGCUCCGUGAGGAGCCACACGUCCAAUGGCAAUGCAAUGAGAGGCAGUGGUGGGGUGUCACCACCGGCCAAGGCAGGGGACAAAUCUGCUCAUCUCCAGUACGACCAUAAAUACGGGUACCCUGUGUAG